CCCGUUUCCUGCGGUGGUUGCAGCGGUUCGGGCGGCGGGCGGGGGACUCGCGCCUCUGCUGGAUUGCUCCUUAUGGCCGGUUGCCUGUGUGUGGGGUCUGACUUUUGACUGUAAGCACCAUCUGGGAGCAGAGUCCGUCGUCUUUCCGCUUGGGUGCAAAAGCAAGGCUUUCUGGGCUUGUCUGGCUCUGGCGUUCUACUUUGUCCUGUAGACGGGAACGGGGGAAGGAGCCCAGACGUGGCAACACAUUCCCAAGCCCCUGCAGGACCACCAUGGCAUAUGAUGACUCCAAGAAAAAAGAAGACUGCUUAGAGAGUGAUCAGGUUGAUGGUCUGGGACUAGUAGCAGGCAGAACCCAGCGGGAAAAGAAACGUUCCUACAAGGAUCUACUUCGGGAGGAGGAGGAGAUAGCUGCUCAGGUCAGAAAGAAUUCAAAGAAACAGCUGAAGGAGAGUGAACUCUUCUUAUUGGGGGCAGAGCCUCAUAAGAAGAAGAGGAAGCAUUCCUCCAAUGAACACGGAUACAAAGAUCUUUCCCCUUUUGAGCUAUCCCUGCCUUUGGAGUCAUCAUCCAAGAACAAGAAGAAGCUUGUUUUGACAUCCCCUUCUGCUGAUACUGCCAUGGAUUUACUUAAGGCCAUUACUUCACCUUUGGCUACUGGCUCCAAGUCCUCUAAAAGGACCUCUGAAAAAUCAUCUCAUUCCUCAUUCCCGGCCUCUGGUCAUUCAGAGGGCAAGAAGGACCACCACAAGAAAAAGCUGAGUGGGAGCAGCAGUGACUUGUCGGUGGAUGAUGGCACUGUCCAUAAGUCCAAAAAGAUGAAACCUCCCUUGCUGAACACUGAAAUGCUGACUUUGAGGGAGCCUGAUGGCUUAAAGAUGAAACUCAUCCUCUCACCUAAAGAAAAGGGAGGGAGUGCAGGAGAAGAGCCCUUUCCACAUGCUCCAGCCAUUAAAAAACCUUCUAAAAAGUCCACUCGGGAUGAGCAGGGCUCUCAACUCUCAAGUCAUGACGUGCAUAGCCUCUUGAAGUCUUCCCGAAAGAAGCACAAGCCACCAGCAGAUCCACACACCCCUCCAGCCGCUGACAGCUUCAGCCCAGAUGCAUCCCUUUUUUCAGAGGGCCAAGGCAGUGAGUUUGAGCUUUCAGGCAUGGAACCCCAACUAGAAUCUGGUUCAUCUUCUGGAGGUGAGCUGGAAGCUGGAGAGCUGAUCAUCGACGAUUCCUACCGGGAGAUAAAGAAGAAGAAGAAAUCAAAGAAGAGUAAAAAGAAGAAGGACAAGGAGAAGCACAGGGAGAAGAAGCACUCCAAGUCAAAGAAGAGCUCGGGGCUGUCAUCUUCUUUGGCAGUGGCAGAGGUCACAGCCCCACUGCCAGUCUCGCCCACCAGCACAUCUUUUGCCAUUCCUGUUCCUCCACCUCCCUCGCUGUCGCCCCCUGUCUUCCAUGCAGACGGCCAGGGUGAGAAGAAGAAGAAGAAAGAAGAAAAAGAGAAGGCUGAGAAACUAGAGAAAGAAAAGCCAAAGAAGAAAAACAUGUCUGCCUAUCAAGUAUUCUGUAAAGAAUAUCGUGUAAAUAUUGUGGCUGAACAUCCAGGAAUAGAUUUUGGUGAACUGAGCAAAAAACUGGCAGAAGUUUGGAAACAGCUUCCAGAGAAAGAGAAACUGGCUUGGAAGCAGAAGGCUCAGUAUUUGCAACACAAGCAGAACAAGGCAGAGGCUACCACAGUGAAAAGGAAAGCAACAUCAUCUGAGGGUGCCCCAAAACUGAAAGCUUCUCUAACAGGUGGGCUUUCACCCCAUAAGAAAUCUCCAUCUAGCACUGUAGUGUUGUCAUCCUCACCAGUUAAAGUUCCUGAAACAGAUCCCAUUGAUGUAGCUGCACAUCUACAAUUAUUGGGGGAGUCUCUGAGUCUUAUUGGACACAGGCUGCAAGAAACAGAGGGGAUGGUGGCUGUAUCUGGAAGCUUAUCAGUUCUCCUGGAUUCAAUAAUUUGUGCCCUAGGUCCUUUAACGUGUUUGACAUCUCAGCUACCUGAAUUAAAUGGUUGCCCUAAACAUGUUUUGUCAAACACAUUGGACAAUAUUGCCUACAUAAUGCCUGGGCUCUGACAGGCAAAGGACUAUGUGAGGUUACUUGCUACCACGAAAUUGGUGUACAUAUGCAUAUAUUCGUGUGGUAAACUGGCAUUUUUUAAGAGAUCGACAUGUAGGCUUUUAACGAAUAGAAAUACAACACUCUAACAAAUGAUUUUUAUGAAAUGUUCUAAACCCAUUUUGUGGGCAACAGGGUUGAAGACUCUCAAUACUUUGGCCUUCACAUGGAAGAAGACAGAAGUCAAUAGGAUCAGUAUUCCUUGGCAAAAUUGAGAAGGUUUUGUGGACACAAUUCUGUUAAUAUUUUAAAUGACAAAAAACCUAUUUCUCUGAGAGAAAUCAGUUGUAUGGAAAAUUUAUUAACUGAAGAGUCCAUGUCCAUGUUAAAAUCAGCGCUGGAAAAGAAUGUUGCAAUUCACUUUUUUCCCCAAGAGCGUGUCUUAACACCAAGAAUCAGCCUGUUGAAUCUCCUGAUCAUACGUUGUGGAGGAUAAACACUGAUUCUGGUGUGGUGAGUGAUUUUUUUUUCUUAAAUUGUUAAGGGAAACAAGGACAUCUUAAUUUUAAAUGUACAGUAAAAUGGGGGAAGAGGGAUGUCAUCUAGCUCCUCCAUAGCUUUUAACUACAUUGUGAUCUGUGGCAUUUGGAAUAUUUAUUGAGUUAUGAAUUGGAUGUAUAUUUAGUUAGUAAUGAAGUAAUGGAAGAAAAGGAAGAGGGUCCCUAAUGAAAUCCAAAAGGCCCACUACCUGAUUAAUCCCAAUUUUAAUAAACCAUGGUCCCCAGUAACAUUUUUUAAAAAGUAGCUAAGGAUAUUACCAAAAGAGAUAAAGGGGGUAGGCCCCUCUACCACUCCCUUCCAAUAAUUAUUUAUCACCAGCAGUAAACGGGAAGAGUCCUGUACUAAUGGUGCUGAUAUGUACAUUGUAGAAGCAGUGAUUAAAGUGACAUUUAGUGGGUUAUUGUUGAGAAAAACAGUGGUUGGACAGGCACUGUAUCCCAAUUUAGUUCUUUGAGUGCCAGUUCCUCUUUGGAAAAGCACUUCAUACUUUCACACACUUAAGUGUGGUAUUUUUACUAUGUUUACUUACCCUUUCAUAGGUAGUCUCUGUAUUAGAUUAAUUUAUAUUGUACAUUUCUGUAUAUAGCUAGAAUUAAAAUAAAUCAAAAUUCCUUUCAGAAGUAUAUAGAAAAUGUGAGCUAGCUCUUAUCUGAACUUCCUUCAAGAAUUAAACAUCUAUGAGGGUCAGAAAUGGGAGGAAAUAGCAGGAAAGGAAUUGCAAGACAGAAUUUUGCAUUCUGUCCUAAACCUGUUUGCUUUUUGUAAUGAAGAGGCUGACAUGACAAGACAGUAAUUUUGAUAGCAGGAGUAAAUUCUGUGCAUUAUUCUUCCAAGCACUUAAGAGUUGUCAUUUCUUAUUAGCAGAAUUAUAAAUUGAUUAGGAUCAAACAAGCAUUUAAGUGUAUGAACACUGUUUCUACUAUCCCUCUUUCCCAAUUCAUCCAAACAAUUUGUUUAUUCACUGGUCUCUUCCACUUAAACCUAAGAAGGACAAGCUAGCUGUAGUACGUACUAUUCUAUACAUAAGCCCAUGUGGUAGAGUCUGCACAUCUGAUCUUAUUGUCUGAACAGUGCCUCAAGCAGCAU
Pogona vitticeps (central bearded dragon) is the source of this 3741-nucleotide messenger RNA. Lineage: Eukaryota; Metazoa; Chordata; Lepidosauria; Squamata; Agamidae. The record is from RefSeq and is a predicted model, not a curated record.